Molecule: messenger RNA, 4519 nt
Organism: Amblyraja radiata (thorny skate)
Lineage: Eukaryota; Metazoa; Chordata; Chondrichthyes; Rajiformes; Rajidae
Gene: topaz1
Product: testis and ovary specific TOPAZ 1
Exons: 15
Coding region: 1-4497 (1498 amino acids)
Biological process (GO): spermatocyte division
Source: RefSeq, a predicted model, not a curated record
AUGGGGACUUUGGCGGUAUACCUUCGACAGUGGCGUCUAAAGCUGAGCGAAGGCAAAACAGUGUCAACAGCAUUCCAUCCAAACAACAAGGAAGCUAAGCGAAAGCUAGCUGUCUUUGUUAACAACAGGCGCGUGGACGUCCAACAAACACCCACUUACCUCGGCAUAAAGCUGGACAGGUCGCUUACAUUUUGUCAACACCUGGCUGUUCUCCGUGACAAGGGAGAUGAGACUAUUGAUGUGCAGAAGAACGCGUGUAUUAUGAUUGAAGAACUUGAAUGUCUCCCACAGUCUUCUAAAUAUGACCUCUUUAAUCAAGGUGAUGUGCCCAGUCAGUCAUUAAAAGGUCCCAAACACAAAAGAUGCCAAGCAAGGAGACAGCAAAAGGAACACAGCAGCGAAGUUUGUAAAGUGGGUGAUAUGAAUAAUAGAAACUGGAAGAACACAGAAAUCAAAUCAACCAUUGAAUCUUUUCAGGGUAGCCUAACAAAUGGAUAUAGCAAAGUAAAUUCUUCAGAAGAAUUAUUAAAAUGUUUCAAAAAAAGUGAUGUCAAGAGCAAAUCUGUGGCUACAGAGAUUACAGCAGAAAAUGGAUUAUCCAGCGGCUAUAGUAAAAUAUUGCUGGAAAAUGGACCAUCAGAGUUGUCCAGAGUAAUUCAGAAAAGAAUAAGGAAUCUUAAAGCUCUUGAUAAUAGGUCUUUGGAGUCUGAUACUAUAUCCGGUGAUGUUGAAAAGGCUGGUAAGUGUAAAAUUUCCGAAGUUCCUUCUAAAACAGGAUCUUUAGAAUUAUCUUGGCCUACCAAACAUUUUGCUUGGCAAUCUACCUGCCACAAAACUACAGCUGGGAGCAAAGAGAAUUCAACAGAUAUGACAAGAAUUUCUAAAGAACGGGAGAUAACUAUAUUAUCUGAUGUUAGGGCAGUGGAACCAACUGCUGUCUUUGAACCUGUUAAUGCCUUUAUAUUUGAUGAGCCUAAAGGACGCUCUGAAAGCUGGGAGCAAAAGGUGAGUGAGCUUACACACCUUAAAACUUGUAUUUCACAAUUUGCUUGUGCCAGAACAACUCCCAUUUCUCUGAAUACGUGUGCAAGAAUUAGGCCGUUUGGGAGAUCAAAGCUUUGCACAAAGUUUUGGUUUUGUUCAGCAUGGUUUUGCAAACAAGGAGAAAUGGGUGAACAGCAUUAUGAUGCACCAAAUCUCAAGGCAAAAUCACGAGCAGAAUCUUAUCAAGGAUUACACUGCAAAGCUGCCAGUAAUUUUGAAAGCAAUCAAGGAUAUUUGAAAUUGUUUGAGAAUGUUGUUUAUCUAUUUGCCAUGUUAUCCUUGGAUGUUCCGGAACUAAAGCAAGUUAACAAAAAUAUUUCACAAGAAAAAGCAAUAUUAAAAAAUGAUUGCAGUUGUGCAUCUUUUGAACAGGAUCAGGGUACUCGUGUACAGCCACCAGAGCACUUCUCUGUGGUAAUAGAACAUAGUAGAGUGCAAAAAGAUACACAUGAUAAUGCGGAAACAUUUGCAGCAGUUGAUGUACCAAAUUCCUCCAAAAUGACACAUGAUAUCAUUGAACAAAUAAAAUGUCCAAUCAGGAAAAGUGAAUGGAAUUUGAUAAAUAUAUCUGCUCAUCUUGCUGAAACCAUAGAAUUGAUGAAAAGACCAGAAGUCCACAUUCCUUUGUGCAAUGCUACAGAUGGACACAAAACCUUAAACUGCCAAGAGCACCAGAUAGUUUGGGAUAAAACUACUUCAAGCAAAGGAUGUUUGGAGCAAAUAAAUGAUGUACAGCCGAUGGUGAACCUUGUUUAUCAGAAUGAAUCUGCAGUAUUGAGAUGUCAGUUAGAUAUCCAGUGUCACCAUGAACCCAAUAAACAAACUGAAAGUGAAGGAUUUGAUGCAGAUUGUCCUAUAUUAACUCCAGAAAACAUUCAGAACAAAUCAGAAAAAGUGGGAGAAAACUAUCCUUCUUUAUUUGUAUCUCUGUGUCCAGCCAAUAAUGACAAUAUUGAAAACCUCUUGAAUUCUCCCUGGAAGGAAAUUGCUCAAGGCACUUCACUGGAAAACCAUCAAGAGCUUCCAUCUUCAAGGGAGCCUUUUAUUAUAAAACAAGCAAGAGAAGACAAUGAAUUCAGCUGCUGUAAAGAGAAACAUUUUGUUCAGGAGAUACCUGAUAUCAUAAGGGCCUACAAGGAAGAUGCUCUUGUGCUUGAUGUGAUUGAAGAUGACCCAGAUCUAUUUGGCAGUUCAAGCAGUAUCUCUGAGGUGGUUCAAGAAGAGGCAAAUUGUAUAGAAAUUGAGGUAGAAUCUGUAGAUGAUAAACUUGCAAAUGAGCACACCUACAUGCAGCGGGAGGAUUCGGAUGACAGGAUCACCAGUGCCUAUUCUUAUGUGACCAAGGAUGAUACUUGUGAAAACCUGUCAAAUUGUACCAAUCUACAAGAUGAAUUAAAGACUCAACGCAGAAUACCUUUGAAUGAAAAACAUGACUUGGAAGAAGACUCUCAAGUGGAGAAGUUGGUGACUGAAGAAGAGUUAAUAGAAACUGGAGCCAAUGUGUACCAGGUUGUUUCAAGUUCUGCAUUGGUUUUUGAAGCAGCCGAAUUGCAGGAUGGCAGAGGAACUGAAACAAGUGCCAGCUGCUUCGAGGAUCAUUAUGCAUGCAGACCGACACUGGAAAAUGAUUUUUCUCUGACAUUUUGUUCAGACACUUCAUUUGUAAAGUCAGCAUUGACAAAUGGUUACCGACCCAUCCGACUGGAUUUGCACCAUGGUGAAGAAGAAAUCCAAAUCUGUAUCAACCCCAGAGACCUGAACACAGUGAUCAAACACCUGCACUGCCCGAUGCACACAGUGGAGGAAGUUGCUGCCCAGCUCGGCAGUGCCUCUGUAUUUUCUGUUCUGGGUGCCAAAAGCUUGUUCUGGCAGAUCCUGCUGGACCCCGACUCGUCCAAUCUCACCACGUUCGGCACCCCGUUUGGCCAUUACAAAUUUCUGCAGAUGCCCUCUGCCAGCGAGGUAUUCCAACAUACAAUGGAACAAUUAUUUACAGGGUAUCCUUGCGCCAUCAUUGUCAACGAUAUUCUCGUUGCUGGACGCGACAUGGUUGAACAUGAUGCCACCUUGAGUAAAAUACUGGACCGUGCUAAAGACAUCCAUCUCAAGCUCAACCCUCUGAAGUGUAGAUUUCGCAUCAAGGAGGUCCAUUAUGUCGGACAUGUUUUCACCAGUGAUGGUCUCAAACCGGACCCUCCAAAACCAUUGCUAUCAACGAGAUGCCAGUUCCCACUGUCGUUACAACUUGUAGAAGCAGGACUUAAGUUUCAUUUGGAUCAGUUUACCUACAUAACACAUCUGCUGAAUCAACUGCAAGCAUCUCAUCAAGAAAUACAUUUAAUCAUGGCACUUAAAUCCAGGCUACUUAUUCAUCAAACUGAAGAAGCAGCAGUGUUUGACUUGAAUUUAGCAAAAGAUGAAAUAGAGACUAUAAUUGAAUUUUGUAUACAUUGUUUUAUUGAGCAGGGAAGAAAGGUUUUGGACCUUCUACAAGAAAUUCAAGUGAAUUUUACAAUAUUGAAAGGUCUUGUCAGUGAGUGGACUACAUCGAGAUGCCAGAUCAUUAAUAUCGCUGGAGAGAUCUAUCUUAAAACAGGAUAUAUGAAUAGAGCACUUUGGUUGCUAAGAGGUAUUUGCUAUUUAAAGAAGCGUUCUAUUGGAGUGAUAUUCCUCAUCUUCCUCAAAUCUAACUGGAUAACCAGUUCCCCAGCAUGGCCCAGUGACAAUUUGGAUGUUCUUAAUCGACACAACUUUCUGUUUAGCCUUGCUGAUGAAACUUUGAAAAAUAACAUGUACUCUGAAACGUUGGAGGUUCUGCAGCAUUUACCUGGGCUCCAAAAAACAAAUGGUACCUUUGAUGUAACCUCAUAUGCUGGAAUUUUCAAUAAUCUCCUGGAUCAGUGCAUCCAAACUAAUUGUCUCGGUGUAUCAUCUGACACAGUAGAGUUCAUGAGGUCAAUGAACAUUCCUGUUAAUCUUUUGCCUGUAAGAAACUUAAUUACAGCUCUGGGCAGGUCCAAUCUGUGGCUGAAAGCAAGAAAUCAGUACAAGAAAGCUUUAUCCAAUGGUUGCUACCCACCAAUUGAGGAGAACCUGUACCGUAAACUGCUCCCUAUUCCUUGCUUCUUGUCAGAAGUGGAAAUGAUGUUGGCAACUGAAAUGUUUCUAGUAACAAAUGCAAGCAACAUUCAGAGUCCCAGCGUCUCCAAGCAAUCUCUACAGAUUGUGCUGAGAAGGUAUGAAGACGAAAGUUUAUUCGCAAAUGGAGGUUAUGACGCAGCAGUGGACAGAUUACUGGCAGCUGUUCGAAUUUCGGAACCAAAGCUUCAGAUAAAACAUACAACCGUUAACAUUGCAAACGAAGAGAUCUUCAGUUUGGAACACUCUUCUGCCCUGAGGUGGCUUGAGCAGAACAUGAAGUGGGCAGGCAAGGUUUGGCUCUUUGGCUACUGAUGUCAAGUAUUAUUUCACCUUA